GUCCUUGUAUUGUAUCGGAAUGAAAGAUCGUGUGGCGUGAAAGAGUUCAUGGUUUUUUACUCUCUAAGAGAACUUACCCUUGAUCUUCUAUUGUUUACUGUAAGGUAUCCCUAACCGGAUUUGAAGGGUGCAAUUUUGGGCCAAAUGUUGGACAAAGCCGGACGAGGGAUUGUUUAGUAACGGGCGAUUGCCCAACGAUGAAAUAAUCGGAAUUGAACUUUACCACUGUGUGUAGAAAUUAGCUCCUCUUUAACAACACUUGAAACUUCCUGAUUAUAGUGGGGAAAUUUUUUCCAAAUCAAAAAGUCUUUCGUUGUAAAUGGACAGAGUGUUGGAAGUUCGGCGCCCGCCGGAACAAAGCCAAGUGGCUCUGUCUAGAGCUUCGAAGAUUUUCUUCGGAUGCGACAUUUUCCAAGGUAAGCUUGCAGUUUACAUUUCAUGAUCGUUAAGGUUUGCUCAGCGACGGUAAAUUGAUAAAGUGAGAUUACAUUUCUUGUUUUUGCAUUGAAGUGAGACUGUUCCGAUUGCGAUCUUGUGGCGUGGCGUAAUUUGCAAAUCAUUUAAUACAAUGAUACAACUUUUAAUUUUAAUAUUAAACUUGUGCACUUCUCGGUAAGGUCAGCUGCACUGAUCUGAUAAAAGCUUCCUUGCGUAAAUCUCUUGACCAGUGUAUAAAGGUUUUCAGCCGAGGUCGUUUUUGAACAAAAUCAGGUAAUCGAUUGAUUUCGCUGGCCAUUAGUAAACAAAGGUUGCAACAAAAGGGACUGAGAGCCGAUUAAACGUCAAUCUUGCUUAAAAUUAGACCCCUAGCGACGAGUUUAGCCAAACAGAACUCAAGACGUUAUCAGAUGCGAUUAAGAACGAUAUACCUCGGAAAGUGACAAUGUCAAAAGAUGUGUUAACAUGAAGGUUAUUAGGAGAUACAGUGUACGUGUGUGGUUGACGACAGAUAAAAGUUUUUUUUUAUGUAUACAUAUUUUUUGAAAUAUUAAAACCUAAUAGGUUUCAACUAUUGUUUUAAAGUAUAGUGUUUUACUUUUGCAAUAUUUUAAAACUGCCGUAAGAAUUAUAAGAAAAAAAAUUAAAAUAGUAGUGUUUCAUGUCUUUGAAAAUUUUAUUCUCCAUUUUAUACCCUAUUGUGAUUCUAAAUAUAAAAGAUGUCUGAUUUUCAUAAUUUAAACAGAAGUGCUGAACAGCAGGUGAUCAAUUAAAAAAGGAACAUUAUGGCUAUCUUUUUUAGAAUAUUUGUUAAAGUUUUAUUCUUCUAAUUUUCUAUUCUUCUGCCGUAAGAAUUAUAAGAAAAAAAAUUAAAAUAGUAGUGUUUCAUGUCUUUGAAAAUUUUAUUUUCCAUUUUAUACCCUAUUGUGAUUCUAAAUAUAAAAGAUGUCUGAUUUUCAUAAUUUAAACAGAAGUGCUGAACAGUAGGUGAUCAAUUAAAAAAGGAACAUUAUGGCUAUCUGUUUUAGAAUAUUCGUUAAAGUUUUAUUCUUCUAAUUUUUGUUGUUUGAUUUUUUAAAAUGAUUGUCAAAAAUCAAAGAGCAACUUUUGCAAUUGCAUUAAAAUUCCAAAAUAAUAGUAUUAAAUAUUCCCUUAAAGGAUGCUGCAAGAAUUGUGUUAAACAAAUUUUUGUGACAGGUGAAUAAUGUAUUUACUUAUAUAUCAGCAAUUGAACGUAGAAUUUUAAAAAAUUUUUUUGUAGUCAAGAGAAGUCUUGUCUUUAAAAAUGUCACAACCAUGGUAAUGUCAUAAAUGUGAGUAUCGCUAUUUGGCAAAUAUAUUUAUUUUCAGGUAACAUGUGGAACAAUAUGCUACACAAAAUAUUUUUAGAAGCUGUAAAAAAGGAAUUUUCAUAUAAUCAUUAUUUUAUUAGUAAGUAACCUUGUUGAUUCCUGAUGCAUUCACAAUUAGAAACAACAAGGUCAGCCUGUCAUGUAAACUUUCUUUGUAUUUUACCAUUUUCAAGGAUGAUGCAUUUUGUUUGCCAUAAAAAAAAUAAUAAUUAAAAAAAACAAGGAUUAGAAUCUAAGCAGGGAGGGGUGGGGGCUAACUUAGCAUGUGAAGGUCACAGGAUACCCCAUACUGUUUCAAGGGAAGGAAGCCUGAAUCAAUGCAAUAAAAAAAUAUUACAAAUAAUCAUAGACUUUUCCCACUGGUUUAUCCACCAGAGUUGCACUGUUUAAAUUACAAAAUCAAUUACCAGGUACCAAAAUUGGUAGACUUUAAAGGGCCUUUCUUUCAAUCGAAAAAUAAAAUUUUCCUGCAUACUUUCUUUCACAGCUAAACCAGGAAAACCAUGAACACCAGAAAUGUUUUGUGUUGCGAGAAAAAAGCCAGUCAGGCGUGACAAAACCACAAGCAAGAACCUUCAUUAGUUUGUGGUUUUGUGGCUACCAGUAGUUCCCGUGUCCUGAUCUUUGCUAUGAUUGGUCGUAACACAAUAAGCAUUCCUGAAAUAUUUUGAGUGUUCACGGUUUUGCCAGUUUGACUGUAAUAAUUUUAAUUUUUUGUUGAUUAUAUUUCUUAGUGAUUGCUGUUGUAGUGUUCCAAGGUUCCAUGAUUGCUCUUGGAGAUUUCAGUGCAUACAAUAAUACUGAGGUAAAUCAGAAACAUCUAAUCAAAUAUACAUUUGUAGCACAAUGUAACAGACUUUAUGAUAUGGCUACAGUAGUAUGCAUGCUCAGAUUGGCUUCUAAGCAGGCAUUAGUAACUUAUAAUGAUGAGACAUUCCAAGCUACAUGUAGGUGUCCAAGGCAUAUACAAUAUUUGUAUGGUCAAUGUUAUGGUCAAAUUGACAGCUGUCAAAAAGGGUAUCCACUGACCAGUGUCACAUAACUGUAUCCCGGGCUCAAGUGUACAACUCCAUCACUUGGUCAAUGCAUCAAGGCCUCAGUCUGAGAUUUCCUUGUGAUGACUUCACUCUCACUUAGUAAGUGGUGUAUAACUUAUGUUAUGCUACCCUUUCAAUCUUUUUUUCCUGGGAAACAAAAUGAGGAAAAAUCAGGGCUGUGGUCUAACAGUGCCUAAUUGCCUUUCAUAAAUCAUUGAUUAAGUCAUGCCCCUAAGAUCAACAUACACAUUCUCUAGAAUGAUCCAUUCAUUUCCUCAAAGAAUUAAUUUGUUCCUUAAAGAACUAAUUAUUUUUGGUGAUCAUUUUGUUAAUUCUAAUAAUUUAUUCUCAGUUAGUUUUAUUAUUGUGAAGAUGAAAAUACCACUUGCUAAACUGGACAAGUAGUGUUCAGUGAUCCACUGGCCCAGACUUGAUUACGUUCUUGAGUGGGUGAAUGUUAAUUUCAAACCUUGGCUGAAAGAAAUAUGUUUUGUAUGCAUACAGCACCCGGGUAUGGGACCAGGCCGCAGGAUUUACAUGGCAAUGUACAUGGGGGCUGUAGUAUACACUUGUUUUCUCUGCUUGUUUGCUGUAAGUAGCAAUAUUUUUUUUUUCACUUUUUAGUUACCUUCCAAUAGUCUUUCGUUUUUUAUUAUCUACCCUUUAUUAUAUGGCUACAAUAGUAUGGAUGCUCUGAUUGGCUGUUUUCUUGUUAUGACUGGGCAUUACUACAUAUAGCUAGGUGUCCAAGGCAUAAUACAAUCUGUGUUUAACUUGAUAGCGGAAAUCCUCAUUGAAAAAGGGUAUCCUCUGGCCGGUGCCACCUGACUGUAUUGCAGGCUCAAGUGUACAACUAAUUGUGGUGACCAGUUUCUUUAAAGUUAUCUGCUGACCAGUUGUGGGUUUUAAUUGAUCACAGGCUCAGAUCCAUAAUCAAAAGACCAUAUAAUAAAUAACUUAUUAACCUUGUCUGUUCGGUCAUUACAGGGAAACCUCAGACCGAGGCUAUAUCAAGGCCAAGGUCUGAGAUUUCCCUGUAAUGACCUCACUCUCGGUUGAUAAGUAGUAUUAACUACCUCAUGCCAGUUUUUGUUUCUCAAUUUACUUUGUACGCUAUUUAAACAAAUUAGUGACUUUUACUGUUUUCACUUCUCGGGACAUUCUUAUUUUUAUCAUUUCAACCGUAUUUUUCAUCUUAAAAAUGUUUACUUUAGAAAAACUAGGAAUGUUGGAAUAACUACCUAUUUGUGCUUUGCAUUUUCUUUGCAGGUAAAGAAGCAGAACUUUAUGGAAAUUAUCGCCUUCGACUUGCAGAACUUUGCAUUUGUGACUUACAGCUUCAUUCAACGUAAGUUGCAGUGUUAUUGCUUCAGCAAAUCUCAGUAUAAAAAUUCCAAGGGAUAGCAUGUACACACAUUCCUCCUCCCCAAAACAUUUUUUUCUCCAGGUCUAGUCAAGUCAAACUUUAUUUACUAUAGGCAGCAAGGCUACACUGUAAGAAAAAUUGAAGGAAGUCAAGUGCUCUGAGUCUGUGAAAUCCAGGGUGCCCUGCAUCGUUUUCUUUGAAAAAACUUAGAUUUUUUAGUCACCAGGGGCCACUGAGAACCACUAGAGCUCAGCUUUGGACAUGGUAGCCAUAUCUGCCAUUGGCUGGUAUCAAAAGAUGCCCUGUGUAAGUUAUGAUUACAAUCACAAUGAUUAUUUUAAUGGAACCUCCGCAAAUGGCAACCUUGCCACGACGGCCUCCUUUUUUGGCAGACAGACCAUACUCCAUAUGUAAUACAGGUCAAAAUUAAAUUCAGGUUAAAUUUUUUUAACCUAGGUUGAUUCUCAAUUUUCUUUGUCUUCAAGCCCUAAUUAAUAAAUAAUUAGGGCUAGGAGACAAAGGAAAUGGACCAUCAACUUAGGUUAAAAAAUUUUAUCCUGAAUUUAAUUUUGACCUGUAACACAUACAUUGACUCUUUUUUAAACUUUUCUACAACAGCCACCGUAGAAAGGUUCAACUGUAGUAGAAAAUGAAGAAGAAUAUACGUUAUGUAAGUCACAUCAAUAAUAUUGUUAUCACUCACAUGUUAAUUUUGCAAUGUACAUUUUGUAUUGCAGUUUAUCAUGUUAAAUUCAAGACGUACAAUGGAUCGAGAACAAGUGAAAAUGAUUCUCUGCCUAAGAUUGUGAUAGGCAAUGUAAGUUAAUAUUGUUUAAGAGAUCCUUUUUAAGUAAUUAAUGCCAUGACAUUGGUCAGAUCAAGAGACUAUAAAGGGGACAGAGAGGGCAUCCCCCAUAUACACCCUAUUCCAUAGGUAAUUCGUCUCGAGUUAUUUUUAACACCACAGAUCUCAAGGGGGAUUAGACAACAGCCAAUCACAUAGCGCGAAUGUGUUCCGCGUGGAUGACCCACGCUGAGAGCCACGCGUCCUUCACGAAAUGACGCAGAACAAAAUGGGGGAAGACGCGGAGAGCGAUUUUGCUAUUCCUUUUGUCGACGAAAACGACUACAGCGAGAUUUCUGCGAAAGCUGUGUCAGCGAAACCGAAAUUAAAAAAGAAUCGCCCUUCCUCUCUUGUAUAGAGCUAACAGUAGAGCAGGGAAAUCCUUAACACACUGAAUAUUCUCUCAGGAUCAUUUAUAAUUUACAGUUUGAAGAGAGCAAUUUCUGGUUUGAUGUUUAUUUUUUUCAGUCUUUAUAGCGAUUAUUCCUACCCACUUACUUUGUCAAUUGUAGGCGAACCCUCCUAAAGCUGAAUUUCAAGGGACCAUAUUCAAGCUCAGAAAGAGAAAUAAAAUUUCGUCGUUGCUUAUUUACGUCCUCCAUAAAACGCGAAAUUAGGCAUUUUCACGUCGUAGUCGUGCAAAAACGGGAAAGAAAUGAACAAAAAAGUGUGUUGCACGUGCGAAGUUGUUGUUUUGCUAAUUAAACCUAUUGUUUUUUUGACGUUCUAGUUGUCGUCCGCGUCGUUGGAUCUUAAACUCCCUAAAUUGUACAAACGACCGGUUUCAAUAGACCGGCGAAAUUUCUCAUUUUAUUAAAGCACUGAGGUUACGACAACUUCGAGUUAAACUGAUUUCACGGGUUGUCAAAGAGUCCAGCGAUUCCUUUUUCCCAGGUGAGCGCCGACUCAUUUCGCUUCAAUAUUCAGGAAUGCUCUCGAUCUUUUUACGCUUUCAUUGCCUCUCGCCCGACAUGUUUUGCACGGCGUUUGGUCAUGCGAAACCUCCACGAAACAUCCACGCCUCGCGCGAGGUAACUUUAUCCCGAUUCUAAAAAUAACUCGAGACGAAUUACCUAUGGAAUAGGGUGUAUAUGGGGGAUGGCCUCUCUGACCCCUUUAUAGUCUCUUGGUCAGAUUGAUCAGAUAAUUGUCUGGUUAGGUGUCAUAAGGUUUUUGUGUAUCACACACUUGAUAUUCUUUUAUGUGAUUUCAGUAGGAUUAUUAUGAUUGCAUUACAGGCAGCCACACUCUUGUUGCUAAAUAUUGUCUUCACGUAUUUGUCUUACAAACUGUACAUGGAAUUUGGAUGGAAGAUAUACAAGAGAGUGCGGUUCAACAUCAAGCUUCGAGGUAAAAUGCAGACUUUGUCGUAAGAAAAACUACCAGUCUUUAUUUAUUUCAGAUCUCAGAAAAGUCACCUCUGGGUUUCAAAGGAUAUAAUGAAGAUCUUUUGAAGACAUACUAAUAAUUUAAUAGGCAGUUAGUUUUUAUGUUAACUUCAACCACCCACAUUUUUGCAUUUAAGGUGGAUCUCGACUUCGUCUCGGUCCAUAGAUUCGUAAUAAGAACUUGGCCAAUGUAUCCAGUUAUCUUGACUAAACAGGCUUGGCCAAUAAAGGACUUAUUAUAUGGCCAAAAGAAAAUGUUUUCUUGCAUGAUCAAAGCGGGAAAUCCCGAUUGAACAAAUUAGGGAGCUUUUUCAACGAUGACGGUGACGGCAACGAGAGAUUGGCCAAAAAAAAACUUUGCACGUGAUGUAGCACACUUUGUAACGUGAAAUUCCCUGACAGGAAGUUUUAUGGAGGACGUAACCACCCCAUGACAAAUUUUUCUUUCUUCUUCUCAACUUUGGGUUCGGUCCCAAGAAUUCAAUUCCAGAAAACUUACAAUUGACUUUUUAGGCGAGUUGAAAUAAUCUCGAUAAAAAAAGUUUGAAAAACGUAAAGACUUUUUAAAUGUGACGUUUUUCGCUGUGAUUGCCUUCGACGUUGCCAAAGGUCCCUACUGAGACACUCAGAACAUGACGACUGAGAAGUCUCGUAAUUUUCUGAAAAAAACAAGAGUCUACAAAAUUGUUUAAUGCUUCAUGCACCAUUCACUACCAUUCAUGUUUUCAAGUGAUUAAUAUUACUUAGUUUGGUAACUAUUACAGAAAACAUAAAAUUUUAUCAUGACUUAUCGUAGAUUAAAAUGGAUAUACUUGUGUAAUAAUGAGGAACAAAAAUACCAAAUAAAGUAUUGACAAGUGUCCUUUCUUUGUAUUUUACAGGAAUUUAUCAAAUUUAUGAAUUGUUGUCCUGCCUUUUAAAGAUCGAAAUUCUUUAUUGGGUUAGUAUUACAUAUACUUUUUUUUAAAAACUGUGGUUUGAGUAUAUCUCUAAGGUUACCGGCCUAAUUAAUGUCAGUUUUCAAAUUCCAUUCUUUCUGGAAUAAUUCUUUACUUACUAAAGGUAUCUCUUAGAUUUGAGUUGAUCGCAAUAAAUGGAGUUUGAAACAAAAUUCAACUUCUAUUUUUAUCAAAAUUUAUUAAAUAGGGAUGUUGCUUCCACAUACAAUCCGAUCUUUCGCGUUUUUCACAAUUGCAAAAAAUCGCGAAAAUAAAGAUCCGUGAUAAUAAAUCCUCGCGGAAUUUAAGUACGUGAAAUUAAAUGCUCAUAUAGAAAAUUCAAAUUGUCACAAAAAAAAUAUUAACUUGAAAUAGUAACAUCAUAUACAGGAUAUGUAUCGACAAUAUAACUUGUUAACGGGUUAUACUAGUAAACUUCAGAGUGAAGUAAGGUUAAUUUGUAAAGCUUUCACACAUUGCUUUUCCAGUUUAACUAGAAAUAUGAAAACUUUUUCAAAAAUAAAAUGAAGUUGAGAAUGCUUAAAUCGCGAAAUUUAAUGCUCUUUUCUCAUAUGUGCGUAUUGAAAUCGCGAAAAUAGAAUCCUCCAAAAUAGCCUCUCGCAAAAAUGGGGCACGCGAGAGCCAGGAAUUUGUAUAGGGUGUCCGUAAUAGCGAGCUGUCCGUAACACUAGAGUCAAUUUAUAAGGGUUAUUGUUUUUUUUUUGACAGGGAAUGUAUGCAAUUGUUCACAGCCUGGUUCUCUUACGAGAUACACAUAACGUCCUGUUUUUCCUAAGCUUGUCAUUCAUUCCGCUUUCAUUGAUUUAUGCUGGCCUUGGUUUUUAUGCUGUAAGUAUAAUUUUAUUUUAUGUCUUGCAUGAAAAUACUUUCUUAAAGGGUGUUUUUUUUUCAGCCUAGAAUGAAUGUUCUUAAUUUUCUCUCUCAUUUUCCUUAGGGGUUAGUCAGGCGAGCACUUUAAUUUACGCGAUAUCGCCACCUGCAAUAAAGGUCUCUUUACUGCGCCAACCUCGUUCCCAGGACGAGGUUGUUCCCUGAUCGUGUCACCUUUCUCGCGGGGGUGAUUUUCACGCGCGCUCACGUAUUUUGCCCGCCCCAAUACCCCUAAUGAGGGACUAACGUGGUCCACAAAGCCUUUAGCUGGGUACACUUUGGGGGACUUCGAAAAUGCUGGUAAGGGCCUCUACAAACUAGUCGCUGUGACGUUAAUUUUUUUUUGUUCCAAAUAUUUGAUCUGAGGCCUGUUUUAUUGUUUCAGACCCGCCGCGAGAAUAGGUUUUUGAUGAUAUUUUUUCUCAGCUGGACUAUUGGUGGGAUUGGAUAUUUCUUGUACAAACUUUAUGGGUAAGUGUUUAAAUUGUUUGCGUAAAGUAAUCAUCCUUGCCCUUUAGAAAAAUUGCUCUCUCUGCAGUCAUUAAAAAUCUUACCCCUGGUGAGCAACUGCGAGGUGUGUUUAAAUGUUGACUGUUUCCUUACGUCCUUGCUGUCGUCUUAUCGUCUUUGUUUAAAUCAGGUGACAUAAUUUAAGCUUCGAAACUUGUCUAGUCGCUGUACGUCUUCCCAGGCCUUCUUGGUCAAAGCAUUUCGGUGACGUAGCCGCAUGACCCGAAACGCAUCGGCCGCGUGCAAUAAUGAGGCCUAGGGACUAGGCAACUUCAAAACGUCAUAUAAAUUGAAUUCAUUUCAACACAUUUUGAGGGGGCCUUAUAUCCGAGGAUGGCUUAUAAUCGGAUGUACUUUUUUGUUUACAGGUGGAUGUGCCUAUAACUGGGGCGGGGGUGGGGAAGCUUAUUUUGCGGCAUUUGACGGUAUUACUACUAACUAUUUAAAUGUUGCAGGUUCAUUACACGCAAGUGCAGCGGAUGUGCAGAGUUUGUGGAAAAUGGUAAAGAUAUACCCAGCGAAGCUUUCAUGCAUUUUGUCUAUCUAGGUAUGAUCUUUCAGCCUGUGCUGAUUUUGUACUGUUUUGUUUUGAUGUGUUAGCAUACAUAGAGCCGUAUAUCCUGUUCCAGGCGUGCAGAUUGUGGGAAUGGCGCAAACAUAAGUGUGCAGGAAAAACAGCGAGGGGUAGGGUAGGGUGUCCUCGUGCCAUACUUCGCUAUUCUAACACCUGGAGCAGGCUUAGUUUGCCUUUGGAAAGAUAUCGUAAGUAGGUCUGCUUCAUUUAAGCAAUAGAAAACGUUUUCCGUGUUUGUUUAACCUGAUAUAAACGCGAGAGGGGCUGGGAAAAUUCUCUCAACCCCCGAGGGAAUGGGUAAAUAAAGUAAACUUGUCGAGUUUUCAACUCAAAAUCUUUUUCAAAUUCGUGCUUGAGUGAUUAGCUCGCGAAAAACAAAUCAUUUUGACGUCACAACCAUGUCUACAUACUCUCAUAAAAACACCCCUCCUGGCCAAUCAGAGCGCGUACUAUCUCAAAUAUUUUGUAAUUCUUUGUAGGAACCGUGAACUUGCUUGUACUCGUAGCAAUAUUUGGUGUUGCACUGAAGGCGUACCGUAACUUUGGUGGUGGAUUAGCUCAACAUUGUAAGUUUUAACAGGGUCCGAAAUUGCGCCUUCCUGGUCGCCAGUGCGACCAAAAAUUCAGUUCUGGCGACCAGAAUUUCAUAGCUGGUCGCCAGCUGGCGACUUGUAAAGCUGGUUGUUAUUGUAGACUUUCAUGUUCGGAGAAAAUGAUUAAGAAUUGAAACCUCGAAGCUCUUUGAAAACAGAUGUCUUACUUUUUGUCCUGCUGAUAUUUUUUUAAUUUAAAAGUGAAACGAAUGUUCCUGUAAAUAUACCUCCACAACAGCUACGAUCAAUACAAGUUGAACGUUUCCAAGCCACCAAGACGAAUUUUUGGCGAAAAUAAUUUGCCCUCUGGCGACCAAAAAUUUAUACUUGCUCACCAGUUGGCGCCCAUAUUAAAAAGUUAAUUUCGGACCCUGUUUAACAUAAAAAGAACAUGAUUACUGCGGAUAUUACCCUGCAUUGCAGGCGUAUUUUUUGACGAACGAAGUUUAUGUUAGUUUAUUCGUAAUCUUUGAUUUCAUCACUGUGGAAGACUGGAGAGAGUAGGAAUAGUAACCCUUGUUUUGAAAGGAUCGCCCCAACUCCUCGGCUUCCUGCGGUUACGCAUCCGAAGAAAACGCUUGCGAUGCAGGCUCUGCGGAUAUUGUCAUAGUUAUAAAACGCUGUGCUCAGUGCUUGAGUUUUAGCGCACCUUUUCAAGUAAAUGUGGUAUGUUUCACGGCAUAAACUACAAGAAGUCCCUUUAUUUUAUCAGAGCUCAUCGAAAUGGCGGAGAAGAAUAGCAUUGUUAGGUGAAGGUGGUUAGCAUGGGCUCAAUUGCUACUCUGACCACUAGCUACGUCAUUGUGUUUCAGUAGCCCAAUGUUCAACUCUUCGACCAUGCUUACCUUCUGCCAGGUGUUUGUCCGUUUUUCACUCACAUUGUUAUAAGCUAAACCCGUUUGGUCCUUGUGUUUGUUUGGCCUUCCUCGGAGACCCAAAGCGGGCAGAGUUUACAAAGCCCAGGCCCCGGUUAUUCAAACGUUGGAUAACGCUAUCUACCGGAUAUUUAUUUAUUUACUUAGGUUCGGCAAUUCUAAGCAGGGACAUUACGGCAGGCCCGUAAAAGUCCCCCCCCCCCCACGCCUUAUAAGAGAUAGACCAGCACACCCGGGACUACGUCCCCUACUAUUUACAAACCAUGUGCGGGUUCUUCAAUAUCCUACAGAAUUUACAUGUGCAAUGGUUGAGACGGGGCCAGGGUUUAUCGUCCUUAUCCGAGAAGACUAUAAAGUAUAACCGUUUGCAGAUGUUUUUACAAAGGCAGUACUCCUCAGUUAAUUAAAGACGCUGAGUGUUGGUCCGGCCGGGGUUUGAAUAGACAGCAGCCCCCUACUUGGUAGACCGGCGCUUAUCCAGUUGAGAUAAUGGGUCGACAGUUGAAGUGAAUCACUGUCCAGUGAAUAGGUAUUAGCGAAACCACUUGCGUAAUCCAUUGGAUAGAGUUAUUCGAAGUUUCAACAACUGUGACGUGACUUUUUAAAAUCCUUUGGUACCUUGUAGGCCAGACCAGAAUUUCCGGUUAGUAUAUCAAAUAGUGAGUCACAUGAAAUGUUAGCAAAACUUAGGUUGUGUCUGAGGCGAUUUAAUUUGUCUACCGCUAUAACUCAUUAAUUGUCUCCUAAUUCUUUUUUAUCUUUCUCGGCAGUUAACCGUAAGAAGCCUCAGUUAAAACUAUCCGCGCAAUAUGACUUAAACCUGGGACGAGGUAGUCAUAAUUACCCAGAGGAAAGUGUUAUCUCUGUGACGUCAUACGAGUUUGAUGAGUUUGGCGAAAGCGUAAGACUGGACCGAGGCUUGCUGCACCCUGGAAUGGCAGCUUUACCAACACUUACAGAAGGUGGACAGAAUCUUAUCGACAAAAGAAGUUGCAGUCUACCAAAUUUGUUGCCAGAAUUGCCAGCAAGGUCCUCACCGUUUUUAAGCACAUCUGGUGAAAAUGGGUCUGUUUUGUUACAAAUACCAAAAGAGAAGUUUGCAGCCCGAGCAAUUACCAGUAUCUGUGAGGAGAAACCGGUGGAAAAUAACGUGAAGGAUACCCAGGAAUGUAUUAAAAAUAUAAAGUGUGAUGAAGUGUAUGAACAAGACUGUGCAAACGGUGCUAAAUUUCCCAGUAAUGGACAUGCUGUUGCACCUAUUCAUAAGAACGGGUGCGUGAAAGGAAGAGCUCAGACGUAUCAAGAAGCGCAUUUAGCGCCCGAGAAAAAACAAAACGGUCAUUUGCUUGGAAAGACUCGUUUUAAGACAUCUGAAACAAACGCUGAACAAUGCCAGUGUGAGUUACAAGCUGUAAAUAGAACGAAUUGUCACUGCGGCAACGUUGACAAUCAAUUUUCAAAACAGAGUUCUACGCAAGAAGUUGUUGGUGAAAAUCCAUUACUUGAUAGGAACCAAACGUACCUAAGAACUGCGGGAAAUGGACGGUCUUCUAAUUCUUGUAGCGAUGGGGAAGUUUUCUUUUCUUAGCUUAAUAGCAUAGAUUGGUGUUUUAAUUAUUUUUAAAUUAUUUUUUAAAUUUUUAUGACUUGAAUGUUAACCGUAGAGCUUGGCCCGCUUAUUUAUAUGAUUCCGUUCAUAACAUUACGUUGUCGAUCACCUACGUUCUCAUUUGGUGUAAAAAUAACGCGGUUGGGUAUAUUUUAACUCACUAGCGACACAAUCACAAAUAAAAAGAUUACAAUGUGUAC
Porites evermanni is the source of this 12615-nucleotide messenger RNA. The record is from the annotation of a GenBank genome assembly. Lineage: Eukaryota; Metazoa; Cnidaria; Anthozoa; Scleractinia; Poritidae.